CAUUUGUUUGGCCACUCCUCUUUAUGUGAUUGCUCACCUGAGACUUCCUGCAAAUUCCCCAAAAACUAACAUAUGCCACUGUGGAAAGAUGUGUCACCACUAUGUAAACUUUCUUAAAAACUGAGGACUUAGUGUUGUGUUUUACUGUUGUCUUGCAGGGCUCCAGUUACUUGAUAUUCUGCCCAAGUUAAGUGUCCCCACCAGUGAUCUGUAUGUGGGUGGUGUGCAGGGAGCAGGAGGAUGAAGACUUGAUUAUUCAAUGUGAAGCUUUCGAAGAGGCAAUGGCUGAAGAUGAGGAGGAGCUGCUGCGGAUGUACGGGGGCAUCGACAUGAGUGAUCACCUCGAGGUUUUCACCACACUCUUUAACAAGGUGAGCAGCUCUCCAGCCUCCCUGCAGCUGCUGUCCAUCCUGCAGACAUUGCUGGUGCUGGGGCCGGGCCGCUCUGACAUCUGGCUGGCUCUGGAGGCCAUCACUAACAGAGCCAUACUGCUGGCCCAGGACUCUCAGAUGGAGUCCUGUGAGAAGAUCCUGCAGCGGCUCAUGUUCUCCAAGGGCCAGAGCUGUGGAGGUCACCACGAGGUGGACGGGCAGCUGCUGAGGGUGGAUAAGGCCGUGCAGACUGAUCUGGACUGGGACAAAGACAAAAGCGUCACAUCCUCUCUGAAGCCACAGUAUGCCUCUCCUCCACCUCCCCCUCCGCCCCCCCCUCCUCCUCCUCCUCCUCUCCCCCCUAGUAUGACUUCUCAUCAGUGCCCACCUCCACCUCCACCCCCUCCUCCUCCACCUCUUCCUGGAGGGUUUGGUGUACCCCCACCACCUCCUCCUUUGCCAGGAGUUCCGCCGCCACCGCCACCGCCACUGCCCGGCGGUCCUGGCAUGGCCCCACCACCGCCACCCCUACCAGGGAUUAGUACCGGACCUCCACCGCCACCUCCCUUACCUGGCAUGCCCCCUCCACCUCCUCCUCCUCCAGGCAUGAUAGUGGCUCAGAGUAGCCAGGUCUUGGGGUGCGCUGCCCCUAUGAAAACGUACCGAUGCCCCACCCUGAGGAUGAAGAAGCUGAAUUGGCAGAAACUCCGCGCUGUUACUGAUGGUCACUCCAUGUGGGCCUCGGUUCAGAAAGAGCCUCCUCCUCGCGAGCCGGACUACAGCAGUAUCGAGCAGCUGUUCUGUCUCCCGGUGACCGAGCACAAAGACAAGGGGGCAGCUGCUCCUGUCAAGAAGGAGCCUAAAGAGAUUACAUUCAUUGAUCCAAAGAAAAACUUGAAUUUGAACAUAUUUCUAAAGCAGUUCAGAUGCACAAAUGAGGACUUUGUAGCCAUGAUUCAAAGUGGGGACCGCAGUCGGUUUGAUGUCGAGGUUCUGAAGCAGCUUCUUAAGCUCCUGCCAGAGAAGCACGAGAUUGAAAAUUUGAAGUCUUUCCAAGGAGAAAAAGACAAGUUGGCAAACGUUGACCGCUUCUACACCUCCCUUCUCACCGUACCAUGUUAUCAGUUGAGGAUCGAGUGCAUGUUGCUGUGUGAGGAGACUUCAUCAGUGUUGGAUAUGCUCAAACCCAAAGUCAAGCUGGUGGAGGAGGCCUGCCAGUCUCUCAGAAGCAGCUCGCUCAUGCCCAGUUUCUGCAGGCUCAUCCUUGACGUUGGAAACUUUCUCAACUAUGGAAGUCACACAGGGAACGCAGAGGGGUUCAAGAUCAGCUCGUUGCUCAAGCUCGCGGAGACCAAGGCCAACAAGAGCCGCAUUACGCUGCUUCACCACAUCCUGGAGGAAGCAGAGGCGAACCACCCGGAGCUGUUGGCACUGCCAGAUGAUAUAGAGAUCUGUGAAAAAGCAGCGGGAGUUAAUGUGGACUCUGUUCAAUCAGAAGCCAGUGCCUUACUGAAACGAUUGAAUGAGACGGCCAAGAAGGUCUCCAACUCUGUGGAAGAGAUGAAAGACCAGUAUGCAAAAGUUCUUGAGGAAAGUCGCGAGGCAUGUCAGGCUUUAAGUGAAAGGCUCACUGUGGUUGAGAAGAAGAAGAGUGAACUGGCUGUCUACUUAUGUGAAGAUGCAAACCAGCUGUCGCUUGAGGAACUCUUCGGAACCAUCAGGACUUUCCGAGGACUUUUCAUCAAGUCACUGAAGGAAAACAAAACCAGAAGAGAGCAGGCAGCCAAGGCUGAGAAGAGGAAGAAGCAGUUGGCAGAGGAGGAGUCCAAGAGACAGAAGGGAGAGAAUGGAAAAAUCAUCAAGAAAGGUUUUGUGCCGCAGAACGAUGGCUGCAUCAUCGACCACCUCCUGGCGGAUAUAAGGAAAGGUUUCAGCCUCAGAAAGACCAGGCCAAGGUGCGAUUCGGAAAGCCUCCCUUCUAGUGAAAUGCAUAGGGAUACCUGCCCAUCCGGGUCAAAUGUGAAGCCUGCAGACGAAGGAGCCGCAGGAUUAGCCACAUCCGUGCCCAACAAACCUCAGAUAGAGGGUCACCAGGCAUGCACAGGAGAAAUGAACGGCUUCAUCAGCCCGUCCGAAGAGACUCUGCCAGCACCUCAGGGUGCGGGUCAAGACGGACCAGCUGCAGCUCCCAAGGAACCCCCAAGAGAAGCAGCAAUGGCAGUGCAGGCACCCUUGGAAAGACCAACGUCGCUGCAGGCGGAGCAACACCCACAGAAACCUGCAGGAUCAACGCUCCUGAAUAUGACUCAGCCUCAGGUUGAAGCAGAGCAUCAGACAUGUCUCCCCACAAAUGGCUGUUCGUUGGAUUCCACUGAGACCAGCGUCUUCAGCCCAUCUUCCCUCUCUGAUUCUGACCUGCUGGAGGCCGUGUUAGAUUACACCCCCAUCCUGGCAUCUGAGAAACUGUCGCCAAAAGAGCCAGCGGACAUUAGCGUCAAUGUUCAGAUAAAGGAAAGCCCUUUACCUAAUACAGACAAUGUGACACAGAGUAGUAAAAGCAAUAAAAAAGGAGAUGGGAAAGGUGAAACUAGUGAUAAAAUAAGCCAUUUAGCAGAGGAAGUUGGAAGAGAAGAGCGGAAAUGCAUUAUUGUUAAAACGUCCGUGACUACAGUCAGUGAGGGCAUCAGGGGCUGCGACGUGCCAGAUGGACCGGAAUCAGAAGAUCUGCCAUCGGUGUCCGAAGCCGAGCCUCAAUCCCUUAAGCCCGAACCAAAGAAACAGCAGAGCCUCUUUAAACGAAGCAAAAAGAAGAGUAAUCAAGGUAAUCUCUACAUUAACCUAAAUAAAGAUAUUUGGAAUGCUAGUCUCUUGACGUGCCUGAAAAGGGAAUCCUUAUUUAUUUUGUUUUUAUUGCAUUUAACAUUUUAUAUUUUAUAUAUGGGCUAUUUUAGUGUAUCUUAAGCAUUUGUGCAUGCAUGGAAUUAUUGCAUGCAUGCAUUUUUAUUAAAGAGUAUGGAUGCAGUGUGCAGAGCUUGAUUUUUGCAGAUUUCAAUAUUGAAUAGAUUUGAAUCUAUGGACAGUUUGUUUGAAUGCCCUGUUCUCCAUUUUGACUCUCUGAAACACAAGGUAACAGUGGGAAAGGACACACUAAACAUAAAAAAGGCUGUGUGUUGCAGUGAGGUAGGUCAAAUCGAUGGGAUGGCAAACUGUAAGCAGGAAAAUCAUCCUAAUGAGCUCAAUCACCGUCGAAGCUUUGUCCCAAAUAACACUUCAUCUGUGGGUCUAACUGGAAUCUGGAUGUCAUUUGUCUCUGUUGUCCAGCUUUUAACACUCGCUCUCUAACAGUUAUCAGGCCAAAAUCUUAAACAUUCUUGAAGUGAUUCUUCUGUGCAUUAAAUCUGGGGGAAACUAACCAUGAAAACACAACAAUUAAUCCUCUUAAAUAUUAUCACAGCUUUGUGAUCUCAAACAGCCUUGCAGCUUUGUGACGUCAUUGUGAAGUCAUCGUGGACCGAGUUAUCUCAUAAAAGCCGCCACUUUUGUGUCUCUCCUUCCAUAUUUUCUUGUCCAUUCCCCUCAAAUCUGCAACGGGACUAUUCAGCCUACUAACGCAGUCUCGUGUGCUUCCUGUAAACUGUGCUUUGUGUUAGUCUGAUGAAAGAUGCUGUAUGUGAUGCAUUAAAAAUGUUUUUACCACUUUUUAAAAAAAUAAGAUUUUAAAGCUGAUUUAGUCAUGUCUGUAAGCCAAUCAUGAAUAAAUAUAUCCAGCUGUAAAUAUGAUUUUAUUAAAGUAUUUUAUUUGGAUAUAUUUUUGAUUCUAUGUAUUCAUUUGAGUCUUUGUUUCUGUAGGUGACUCGAGAAAAAGGAAAUCAAGAGGAAAGAGAAAAUGUUAAGGAGUUGUGCACUGGAAGGACUACAGUAUGUUUUAUUGUGAGACUACACGAUGAGCUUUGACUGCUUGGAGAAGGUGCGGAAGUCUUCCUUUUGCAACGAUUUGUUUUCCACGACCGAGAAAAGUAAAGUCAUCGAAAGGCCAAUAUGUCACUUUAUGUAAAUUUGUUUUUGUGUAUAUGAGUGGUUUUCAUUCAGAACUAUUCUAAAAAAGAAAGUUGAAUAUGCUUUAUAUGUUUUGUAUAACUGUUGUGACAUGCAGUGAAUGUGUUCUUUGCUGUAUUCUCUAUUUACCUUUCAGCACCUAUAGACAGAAAGAUGCAGUGUUGUUGGUGCAUAUUUAAUUUAUCAAAACAGCUUGAAAAUCAUGUCUUAAUUUCUUUAUAUAUUAUCCAGAUUAGCUCUUUAUGAAGUAUGAGGAAAGCAUUUAAUGGAUUGUAACUUUUAAUGUUAGAUAUAUUUUAAUAAAAGUGAAUUUACUGUU
Messenger RNA from Centropristis striata (black sea bass), 4746 nucleotides. RefSeq names its product inverted formin-2-like. The record is from RefSeq and is a predicted model, not a curated record. Gene Ontology annotation, molecular function: actin binding. The transcript is spliced from 17 exons. The coding region runs from base 213 to 3332 and encodes 1039 amino acids. NCBI's taxonomy places the organism in Eukaryota, Metazoa, Chordata, Actinopteri, Perciformes, Serranidae. Gene Ontology annotation, biological process: cellular component organization.